Messenger RNA from Kluyveromyces lactis, 591 nucleotides. RefSeq lists its product as uncharacterized. The transcript has a single exon. The coding region runs from base 1 to 591 and encodes 196 amino acids. Lineage: Eukaryota; Fungi; Ascomycota; Saccharomycetes; Saccharomycetales; Saccharomycetaceae. The record is from RefSeq and is a predicted model, not a curated record.
AUGGAUGCAUUCAGUUUGAAGAAAGACAAUCGUAAGAAGUUUCAAGAUAAAGAGAAGCUAAAGAGGAAGCAUGCCACUCCAAGCGAUAGAAAAUACAGAUCACUGAACAAGAAAGCAGAGGCAGAAGCACAAGCCGCGGAAGAAGAGAAGCAAUCCAUGACUUUAGAGUCGAACGAGCAUAGAUACACAUCUGAGCUACUCGAGGAGCCAGAUACAGGAUCUGGCGAUGAACAAAUUGCUGACGUUACUGCAAAGAUCAAAGAGAUUUUGUUGACAAAAGGCGAUGAGCAGCCCUUCUUAAAGAGCGCAACCCCACAAGACACUACCAGAAGAUUCACAAAGAAACAGUUAGAGAAUAUGAGCGUAUCUGAACUUAAUGAACUACUUCUUAACCGUACAGUAAAUGCUAACGAACUUCCUUCUAAAUCUAAAAUAGCACCCCUGUUAGGAUCUAAGUCCUUUGAAAGUUCCUAUGGAGGAUCAAGUUCAGACGACAAAAACCCCGUCACCACCACGCACAACAAUCUACCCCUGUCGCAUAUUCCAACCCCUUUGAAAGAAGACGAGAGUUUCCUAGACAGUAUUAUAUAG